Eptesicus fuscus (big brown bat) is the source of this 6528-nucleotide messenger RNA. It is a transcript of the gene SEL1L, whose product is annotated as SEL1L adaptor subunit of ERAD E3 ubiquitin ligase. NCBI's taxonomy places the organism in Eukaryota, Metazoa, Chordata, Mammalia, Chiroptera, Vespertilionidae. The transcript has 21 exons. Gene Ontology annotation, biological process: ERAD pathway. The record is from RefSeq and is a predicted model, not a curated record. Bases 90 to 2474 code for a protein of 794 amino acids. Gene Ontology annotation, molecular function: protein binding. Gene Ontology annotation, cellular component: endoplasmic reticulum membrane.
GCAGCGGCGAGGCGGCGGCGGCGGCAGAGUCGGUGGUGCCAGAGGCGAAAGCGACAGCUCCCGGGGGUGGCGGCAGCCCCGAGAGCAGGAUGCGGGUCCGGAUCGGGCUGACGCUGCUGCUCUGUGCGGUGCUGCUGGGCACGGCCUCGGCGUCCUCGGAUGAUGAAAGCGGCCAGGAUGAAUCCUUAGAUUCCAAGACUUCUUUGCCAUCAGAUGAGUCGGUAAAGGACCACAGCACAGCAGGCAGAGUAGUCGCUGGUCAGAUAUUUCUUGAUUCAGAAGAGUCAGAGUUGGAAUCACCUAUUCAGGAGGAGGAAGACAGCCCCAGGAGCCAAGAAGGGGAAAGUGGCACAGAAGAAAUCAGCUUUCUAGAAUCUUCAAAUCCAGAAAACAAAGAUUAUGAAGAACCAACGAAAGUACGGAAACCAGCUUUGACCGCCAUUGAAGGCACAGCACAUGGAGAGCCCUGCCACUUCCCUUUUCUUUUCCUGGAUAAGGAAUAUGAUGAGUGUACGUCAGAUGGGAGGGAAGAUGGCAGACUGUGGUGUGCUACAACCUAUGACUACAAGGCAGAUGAAAAGUGGGGCUUUUGUGAAACUGAAGAAGAGGCUACUAAAAGACGGCAAAUGCAGGAAGCAGAAGUGAUGUACCAGACUGGGAUGAAAAUCCUCAAUGGAAGCAAUAAGAAAAGCCAAAAAAGAGAAGCAUAUCGGUAUCUUCAAAAGGCAGCAAGCAUGAACCAUACCAAGGCCCUGGAGAGAGUGUCAUAUGCUCUUUUGUUUGGUGAUUACCUGACACAGAACCUCCAGACAGCUAAACAGAUGUUUGAGAAGCUGACUGAGGAAGGCUCCCCCAAGGGACAGACUGCUCUUGGCUUUCUCUACGCCUCUGGACUUGGUGUCAAUUCAAGUCAGGCAAAGGCCCUUGUAUAUUAUACUUUUGGAGCUCUUGGGGGCAACCUAAUAGCCCACAUGAUUUUGGGCUACCGCUACUGGGCUGGCAUCGGGGUCCUCCAGAGUUGUGAAUCCGCGCUGACUCAUUACCGUCUUGUGGCCAACCAUGUUGCUAGUGAUAUCUCGCUGACAGGAGGCUCAGUAGUGCAGAGAAUACGGCUGCCUGAUGAGGUGGAAAAUCCAGGAAUGAACAGUGGAAUGCUAGAAGAAGAUUUGAUUCAGUAUUACCAGUUCCUAGCUGAAAAGGGUGAUGUACAAGCACAGGUCGGUCUGGGACAACUGCACCUGCACGGAGGGCGUGGAGUAGAACAGAAUCAUCAGAGAGCAUUUGACUACUUCAAUUUAGCAGCGAAUGCUGGCAAUUCACAUGCGAUGGCCUUCUUGGGAAAGAUGUACUCAGAGGGAAGUGAUAUUGUGCCUCAGAGUAAUGAGACAGCCCUUCACUACUUUAAGAAAGCUGCUGACAUGGGCAACCCAGUUGGACAGAGUGGGCUUGGAAUGGCUUACCUCUACGGGAGAGGAGUUCAAGUUAAUUAUGAUCUGGCACUGAAGUAUUUCCAGAAAGCUGCUGAGCAAGGCUGGGUGGAUGGGCAGCUACAGCUUGGCUCCAUGUACUAUAAUGGCAUUGGAGUCAAGAGGGAUUAUAAACAGGCCUUGAAGUAUUUUAACUUAGCUUCUCAGGGAGGCCAUAUCUUGGCUUUCUAUAACCUAGCACAGAUGCACGCCAGUGGCACAGGUGUGAUGCGAUCCUGCCACAACGCAGUGGAGUUGUUUAAGAAUGUGUGUGAACGGGGCCGCUGGUCCGAGAGGCUUAUGACUGCCUAUAACAGCUAUAAAGACGGCGACUACAACGCUGCCGUGAUCCAGUACCUCCUGCUGGCCGAACAGGGCUACGAAGUGGCACAGAGCAACGCCGCCUUCAUCCUCGACCAGAGAGAAGCCACCAUUGUAGGUGAGAAUGAAACCUACCCCAGAGCUUUGCUCCACUGGAACAGGGCUGCCUCGCAAGGCUAUACUGUGGCUAGAAUUAAGCUUGGAGACUACCAUUUCUAUGGUUUUGGCACCGAUGUGGAUUACGAGACUGCAUUUAUCCAUUAUCGUCUAGCAUCUGAGCAACAACACAGCGCACAGGCUAUGUUUAAUCUGGGAUAUAUGCAUGAGAAAGGACUAGGCAUUAAACAGGAUAUUCACCUUGCAAAGCGUUUUUAUGACAUGGCAGCCGAAGCCAGCCCAGAUGCACAGGUACCAGUCUUCCUAGCGCUCUGCAAAUUGGGCGUCGUCUAUUUCUUGCAGUACAUACGGGAAACAAAUAUUCGAGAUGUAUUUACCCAACUUGAUAUGGACCAGCUUUUGGGACCUGAGUGGGACCUUUACCUCAUGACUAUCAUCGCGUUGCUGCUGGGAACAGUCAUAGCUUACAGGCAGAGGCAGCACCAAGACAUGCCCGGCCCCAGGCCCCCCGGGCCACGGCCAGCGCCACCACAGCAGGAGGCGCCACCGGAGCAGCAGCCACCGCAGUAACAGCUGGGCCCAGCCUUGAUCAGUGACAACCAAGGGAAUCCUUUGCAGAGAACGCCUGCGUUUGAUUUGGGACUCUGGCUCCGUGGCCACCUCCUGGAAGAGGCACAAGGAAGCAUUGAAUUCCUAAAGCUGCUUAGAAUCUGAUGCCUUUAUUUUCAGGGAUAAGUAACUCUUACCUAAACUGAGUUGAAUUUCAGUGCCGUUUGGAAUAACAUCUCUCAGUGGCUUUCCUUUUUUUGUUUGUUCUGGAAACAUACGUGAGACACUCAAAGUAAUGUCUACUGUAUCCAGCUCUCUUGGGUCCUUUUGGUCAUUCUCUCAAUGUGCAUAAGUUCUCCGAUCAACCAUCUUCAAGGUCUUGUGCAUCGACACUAAAAACUGAUGUGUGAAAAGGAAAACCCAGUUACUCGCAAGUUUAACCAUAACACGUUUGAAAGUCUGGAAGUAGAACUUGCCUUUAACGUUUAAAAAAAAAAAAAAAGGCUUCAAAGUGUUUCAGAAUGGCCAUAGCAGAAACUUUUGCCAGUCCACAUGCAAGUACACAUAUUCAGCACAUUGGUUACUUUAAAAGGGAAGGAAGGGAGGUUUCUGACUGCUGGUGAGUGUCAUAUUUUAUACCACACUUCUCUCCUUCAGAGAUUGAAAGGCCUUGUUAGCGUUGUGUGUGAACUUCAUUUCUUUGGAAUGGAAUAUCUAUAAAACGUUGUGAACUGAUUCCUUGAGCUAACACAUGCGUUUGCCCCACCUACUUAAUGUAAUUUGCUUGUUUUAAGUAUGCAGCGCCUUGAUCUGGAAGCCAGAGGAUGGACUAAGUGGGAGAAAUUAGAAAGCAAUAUUAUAGAACCCUGCCUGGGGUGCUAAGACCAUAGACAUCCUUCCCCAAAAGCUGACCCAAUAGUUCCCAGGAUUUAGUUUGCAUUUCUUAUUGCAAAGGAGCAGAUCACCCUCCUGAAUUCUCUUAAGUAUGAAAUAUCAUUGCAAAGGUACGGCAUAUGGUGACUACCAUUAUAAUACUAAGGCUAAGACAGGAUCUAGGAUGCAUGAAACUCAGUGGUUGAGGACAGCCAAAGCCUGUUCACACCGUCCAGGUGGAUUUUUACUUUUGCAGUUUUAUGUGACAGAAAGUCAGCCACUUGCUCAGCUGUCAUAUUCACCACCCUCCCACUGUGAACACUAGAAAAACAAGGCUAUUCCACUUGAGAAUUGUCUGAUUAAAUUGUAUGGAAAACAACCGUGAAGAAAACUUGCGAACUUCACAAUAUCUUGCAAAUGAAAAAAUUAAACAGAGUUUGUAUUUCUUUCCAUUGUGUGAGACUACGUUUGCACCUGAGCAGGCUUUCUAGGCCUACUGACCUCAGUCUGUUUUCUUAACCUGUAUACUCUCUUUCCACAACCCCUCACCUGCCAGAAAACUUGAAGAGUUUGUUAUUGUAGAGUUGUAAGACUGGUUUCUGAAGUUGGGGUUGCAUUUAGAACCAGAUUUAAUUAGCCAGUAGUGAACAUGAGGGCUUUAAAUGUGAAGUUGUAUGCUUUUUUGCUUAAAGUAGAUUUUAUGAGACCCUGUAAGCAAACUUUCCUCCGAGAUAAUCUCCUUCAAGUGUGAAGAGGUGAUCACAGUGAGAACCCUGUGUCUAAAAGUACAUCUGAAAGGCAGGAACGGUUACGUUCAAAAAGUACAAUGCCCCUUUGGGGAGCUCUUGUGAAUAUUACGACUUGUUUGAUCUCUUACACUUGGCGAUUUGAGAGCAGUGGAUAGGAUAUGGGGCUGUCUUUACUGCCUCUGUCCCCACCUUUCAGAAUCACUAUCAGCCACGCUUCAUUUCAAAGGAACUGUUUUAAUUGAUUUAAAGUUUAACUUCCUCUUUUUCCCCUCUACUACCCACCUACUUUCUCCUUUGGCAGCAUUUUAUUUCUCUCUCUCUACUUCCCUCCAAUACUUGGAAAAAACAUGUCCUAUAACAGUGUGCACUACCAAAGCUAGAUGGGAAGGGCAGUCUGAUCUCAUGCAGUAACAGACUUCCUACCAGUUUGCUACUCGCCGUGUCCUUUUAUUAGUAACUAGAGGCCAAUGCACGAAGUUCGUGCAAGAGUAGGCCUUCCUUUCCCCAGCUGCUGACACCACUUCCCUCUGGCACCCGGGACCCAGGACCCGGGCUUCCCUCCAGCCGCCAGCAGGCACCCGGGACCGGGGCUUCCCUCACAGCCCUGGCUACAUCCUUGUCUGGUCUAAUUAGCAUAUCAUGCUUUUAUUAUUAUAGAAGAUACUCCAAAUAUCCCUUUCUUGGCUUUUUCCACUUCCUGUUUUACCCUGGGUCUUUUGCUACUGGAAAUUCGAACGGUAUACUUAAAAUAACUUAGUUCCUAUGACUUCAGUCCUUCUGACUGUCUCAAAAUACUCUGCUCCCUUCUCAAGGAACUGGUGUUUCUCCUAAAAUAAUGCUCAAUACUUAACCUAAUCAAAUGGCAUCCAUUUGAAUAAAAUGACAGUAACUAAAGCUAGUUAAUGUCAGUGACAUUAAACUAACUCCGGGACUCAGGAGUUUUAAUGGUAGCAUUUAGAGUUAGCAGGUAGAGUGCGGCUUCAUUUCUCCGCGGUUGCCCAUCACCCCCGUCCCUUUUUCUAGUCUGUCUCUACUAGGGCAUACUCGCUUGUGCAUUUGGUGGUUGCUCACUCAACUUUCAGAGUCUCCACAUUAUCCGUUUGCUUCCAUUUUAUGUUGCAAAGGUAGCAUUGAUGUUUGGGUUUCUUUUUUCUUCUUUUUGUGUUUGGAGUUUUUGUUUCUGUUUUCUGAGUGAGGCUUAUCUUAUUUUUUUGGUUACUAUUCAAAGGCACAGAAAAAUAAUUCAAAACUCCUUUUUCAAAGUUUAUUAUUUAACACUUAAAUGACAUUAACUUGUAUUACUCUUAAUACUCAUGACGGUGUGUUACCCUUGUGCACAUAAGGUUAAUUUGCGAGAGUUUUACUGCUGAGCUGUCUUGUCUUCGUGCCAUUGGGAAGUUGUAGAAGCUUUUACUUGUGAUCUGGUGAUGAUCUGAUGCUUUAUUUAAUUAAAGGGCUACUGUUGCCUCCAGAAAACUUAAGUAUUUCGUAUAGAUUUUUUUAAUUUUUUGCUUUUUUCCCCCCCCUUUGCUCCUCACGUUUGUUCUUCUAACCAGUGUGUUGGAGGUAUGCAUGCAAACCUAUAAAUGAAGACCACAACUCUUGGUGUGUGUGGCAUGUGUAUUAUUGUCUGACUACAUCUACAGAACACUUCCUGUCCAGAGGUUUGGACUGGCAUUUCACAUGCACAUUUCAAAAUAAAAUGCUUCAGGUAAAACAGACCCUUUAUCUGCCAGGAAGGGCAACAUUGGCUACGUUUGCCCCAAUGACAUCUCGUGUUUGUUUUCAAAGUGAAUGUAAUACAUGUUGCACAAUAUUAGGACUAGAGGUGUGCAAGAAAUAAAGCAAAAGAAACUUCUAUUUUCAUGAAGAUAUUUUUAUCAGUCAUUGCUCACAAAUACAAAUGGAAAAUAUAAAAUUUCUGAAUACCACGUUGUCUGAGGCACUCCUGAUUUUUAAUGUGGAACAGUCAUUGCAAAGUAGCUAAAUUUCUCCUUCUACUUGGUAUUUCAAGAAAAUAUAAAAUAGCCCACGUAAAAAAAAGAUUUGUGUUUUAAAGUGACUAUCUGCACAAGUAAAGGUCUGAUUUUGUGUGCAUGAAAGGGACGUCUUGGUUACGUGCAACGAGUCAUCUUGCGUGUGCUGUCUUUCCUAUUUGGAAUGACACGCAAGCUGACACUAUUCUCUGAUUUAUAAAAAGAAAUCAAUGUUGAAACGAUCAAGGUGCAACCACUAUCAAUAUUGAGGAAAAGCUUUGAAAGACAGUAAGCUGGCAUCGGAAGGAACACCAUGGCAGACUUUAUUUGUAAAUUUAUUUUGUAUUUAAUUAAAUACAGUAUAAAGGCUGGUGAAGUGUAAUAUAAUUGUGUAAACAAAUCCUGUUAAUAGAGAGAUGUACAGAUUCGUUUUGUACUGUACCUUGACCCUUGUGAAAUAAAGAUCCCACCUGGUUA